Messenger RNA from Pararge aegeria (speckled wood butterfly), 3050 nucleotides. It is a transcript of the gene hoe1, whose product is annotated as P protein-like. The record is from RefSeq and is a predicted model, not a curated record. Gene Ontology annotation, cellular component: membrane. NCBI's taxonomy places the organism in Eukaryota, Metazoa, Arthropoda, Insecta, Lepidoptera, Nymphalidae. Gene Ontology annotation, biological process: transmembrane transport. Bases 102 to 2573 code for a protein of 823 amino acids. The transcript is spliced from 16 exons.
CAUAGAUUAAAUAAAAAGUUAUCAAAAUAUCAAAUAUCAAUAAAGUUUUCGCAUCCAAAUGACUUAAAUAAGCUGAUAGUGUUAAGAACUGUAUUGAGAAAAUGCCUAGAUGGGUUAAACGUGUUAAAGAAUGGAGUGGUGUGUCCAGGCAGCCGGAAACCCCUGAACUAAGCAGGAGCCAGUACUCCCUGGUGUCAGCUGGGGAGUUGACAGCUGAAGCUGUUCAAGUAUGGCUGAAGUUGCCCAAGAAGAUCAAGUAUGACCCAGAUUUGCAGCAGUUCCAGAAACGAUAUGAGAAGGAAAUUGCAAGUAACCAAGAAAACAUACCAUUGAAAGUCAAGAACGGUGCUACGCCGGAAUCGAAGCGGCUGCCUCUGGUGAAGUCGGCGCCCCACCUGAACAAUAAUAGGGUGGAAGAGAUACCCAACAUCGAUGGGAAACUGGAUGGCGUUGAAAUUCAUAAUCCGGCAAAGGAUCGAGGUUCAGAAAAUGAUCCGCCGAAAAGGCAAACGAAGAUGGCAGCCGCAAGGCAUUACGUGAAAAUGACCAUACUCCUUGGUUGCUGGAUCUUCUUUACGCUAAUUUUCAUGAUGUAUAAUGAGCGGGAGGACAUCGUACGGGGCUCAUCUGUCAGUCCUGGAGAAACUAAGAGUUACGUUCUCAACAUAUCAGAUGUUCAGCUGUCGAUGUUAGUUAAGCUGUCGGGACCGUUUCUCACCGAGCAGGCGGAAGGCCGGCUGAAUAAUACGAGACGAGACGAGGCAAGGCGGAUGGAUGUGUGGCUUGAGAGAUGGCCAGUGGAUAAUCAGGGUCCUAUAAUAGAACCUGAUGCUACUGCUAAAGAGACAUCUGAACCCUGGUCGAUACUAUUACAAGAAGAAGACCUCGACUUCAGCGAGGGGGAGUCUCGGUCUGCCGUCUUAGCUCUACAUUCAAAUCUGACCAAUCAAAGCGGCGUAUACGCAUUACGUAUGCGCACGACAGCCAACCAGACAGCGCCAUUUGCGUUAAAGUACACGAUCGAUCCGUUAGAUGCCAGUAGUGGUGUUAUAUACGCCUGUAUAUUACUCUUUGGACUGUAUGUGCUGAUUAUUUUUGAGAUCAUCAACCGUACCAUGGCAGCGGUGCUAAUAUCUACAACAUCGCUGGCAGUUCUCUCUCUGAUCGGAGAGAGACCUUCCUUGUCCGAGCUGGUCUCUUGGCUGGACAUGGAAACCCUGCUGCUGCUGUUCAGCAUGAUGAUCCUAGUUGCAAUAAUGGCGGAAACUGGGAUGUUUGACUUUUUAGCUGUUUUUACUUUCGAGGUCACAAAGGGCAAGCUUUGGCCGUUGAUCACGCUGCUCUGCGCAAUCACGGCGAUCCUCUCCACGUUUUUGGACAACGUCACCACCGUGCUAUUAAUGACGCCAGUAACAAUCAGACUAUGUGAGGUGAUGGAUAUGGAUCCGGUGCCGAUACUGAUGUCGAUGGUGCUGUUCAGCAACAUAGGUGGUACCGCCACGCCAGUUGGAGACCCACCUAACGUCAUCAUCGCUUCUAAUAAAGCUGUUGUGCUAGCUGGCAUCAACUUCACAAACUUCACAAUGCACAUGAGUUUGGGCAUCGUCGCCGUGUGUAUACAGACGUACUUCCAGCUCCGAUACAUUUACAGAGACACCAGCAAGCUGAGACUUAACGUGCCUAGAGAGAUACAAGAUCUCCGCCACCAAAUUUCAAUAUGGCGACGAGCGAUAGAGUCUCUACCUCAUCUGAGUAGAGACCAACAGGUAGUGAGAGAAAGACUCGAGAGGAAGAUGAAUAAACUGACAGCACAAUUGGCAACCAUGGUCAAGGAGAGCAGUAAAAGAGUCUGCCCGAAGGAGACCUUCCAGACUACUUUAAGGCAGUUGAAGGAAAAAUACAAAAUCCGCGAUAAAAUGUUACUGCUGAAAUCGACAGUUGCAAUAAGUUUUGUUGUUGCAGUUUUCUUCUUACAUUCGAUUCCUGAAUUGAAUCGUGUAUCUCUCGGCUGGACGGCGCUGUUGGGAGCGAUUCUACUGCUGACGUUGGCCGAUCGUGAGGACCUCGAACCAAUACUACAUAGGGUCGAGUGGUCCACUUUGCUCUUCUUUGCUGCCCUCUUCGUAUUGAUGGAGGCACUUUCAAAACUUGGCCUGAUAGCAUUCAUCGGAGGUCUCACUGAGUCUAUUAUACUCAAAGUGGAUGAGAGAGGUCGACUCGCUGUAGCAAUUCUUUUGCUUUUGUGGGUAUCAGGCGUGACCUCAGCUUUUGUGGACAACAUACCGCUCACCACAAUGAUGGUGCGAGUUGUGAUCGCACUGGGCUCCAACCCAACCCUCAACCUGCCCAUCACUCCGCUUAUAUGGGCAUUGUCAUUCGGUGCUUGUUUAGGAGGUAACGGGACGCUGAUCGGUGCAAGCGCCAACGUGGUGUGCGCCGGAGUCGCAGAACAGCAUGGCUACCGGUUCACCUUCAUGCAGUUCUUCAAGAUCGGGUUCCCUGUCAUGAUCGGCCACUUGAUCGUCGCCUCGGGAUACUUGCUUCUCUGUCAUUGUGUAUUUACUUGGCACUGAUUCGAUUUUCGGAUGGACACUUGCCGAUAACCACCUGAGGGGUUGCUACGGCGUCACCGGGGGAGUGGGGCGAGCGAAAAAGCUCGCCAUGGGAGCCCCAGGGCUUGACGACAUCGGGGGGGAGGGAGGCGCUGAUUGGUCUAAACUGUAGCCUUAGUACAAUAUUCGCUAGCUCGCAAUCGAGUAGUCGUUUUCGAGUAUGGAAAUACUUGAACAUCGGAGUAAAACGGAUCAUAUUGCAUUUUAUUAAAGCUCAAAUUUGCGUGCAUCUCUUUAACUCCAACUUUUGAGAGAACGUCUGUUAAACCAAAAGUGCAGAAUUUGCGACUCUAAAACGAGUGUCAUUAGGUCCAUUUUACUUGGACGAUAUAGUUUGAUAUACGAAAACAAACCCUCGAGCGAGCAAAUCUUGUACUAAGGCUACUGUUUUAGACUAUCUGCGAAUCCCUUUAGCGAAUACGAAUAUGUAUAUAUAUA